AUGUCAGACUCAACCCUUUACCUCUACACUUCCCUGACCGCGGGGUCAUCACACAUCAUCACCGCGACCUCCCGAAUUGAGACUAUCCUCAAAGCGAACAAACUCCCCUUCCGCGCCAUUGAUGUCGCCACCGACGAAGCUGCUCGGAAGCUUUGGGGCCGACGCUCCAAGGGCAAGAAGCUUCCAGGGUUAGUGAAGUACGGCGAUAUUGUGGGAGAUCUAGAAGAGGUCGAAGAAUGGAACGAGUUCGGCGAAUUGCGUAUGGUAAUAAACAGCGUGCAAGACCUAGGGGGCAUGCCCGCCACCAGCUAUCCUGCCCCAGCAGCGACCGAGACCAAAGCCCAGCCGACAACCGCCACCCCUAAACCCUCCACGAUCAAGAUCCAAACCCCUCCCGUUACCAAGCCCGAAGACAAGAAGGAUGAUACGGCGGUGCUAGCCCUGCGCCAGGCUAGCUCGGAGGCUGCCUCGAAGGCCAAGGCCAAGACAGACGAUAAGAAAGAGACGAAAGAACAGACCACAGAAGUGCCUGCCGCCAGCCGUGCGCACCGUGGCUCAGUGGCCCCCGAAUUGCCUGACACCGCUCCGGACUCACCAAAGUCCACAAAACGCCCGACCCUAGUUCCCGAACAAGCGGCCGUAUCAUCGGCAAACUUCCACGUGGAUAAUGCAGAGGUGCUCGGAUUGGUUGGACACCACCGCGGAUCUAGGGUGUCGACGCUGGAUAAUGCGGAUCAAGAGAAGGUGGUGCAUGAGAUCAGAAAGUCUGUCUCUGCAGAGCCUACGGGAAAUAUCGAAGCUCUGCGCAAAGAGGCUGCGGAGAAAGCGAAGUCCGAGCCGAUUGAGGAGGCGCCGAGUCCGAUCGUUGACGAUGUGGCCGUGGAGACUAAGGAAACACUUAUGGAACCCAAUGAGCCCAAGGGUAAUGCUAUCGCUGAAAUGCUUGCGACGCCUAUGGUGCCUCUAGCGAUCAGGCUUGAGCCUAAGAAGGAGGUGGCUACUGUUACCAAGGAGACAGAAGGUGCGAAGGAUGAUACCAAGGCAGGGCUGGUUCCCACACAGAAGUCGGCGGAGUAG
This is a messenger RNA of Penicillium expansum, 1077 nucleotides long. RefSeq lists its product as uncharacterized. Bases 1 to 1077 code for a protein of 358 amino acids. Gene Ontology annotation, cellular component: cytoplasm. The record is from RefSeq and is a predicted model, not a curated record. The transcript has 2 exons. NCBI's taxonomy places the organism in Eukaryota, Fungi, Ascomycota, Eurotiomycetes, Eurotiales, Aspergillaceae.